This is a messenger RNA of Galeopterus variegatus (Sunda flying lemur), 513 nucleotides long. RefSeq names its product chromosome unknown open reading frame, human C17orf82. The record is from RefSeq and is a predicted model, not a curated record. Lineage: Eukaryota; Metazoa; Chordata; Mammalia; Dermoptera; Cynocephalidae.
GACGGCCCCUUGAGGGACCGAGGUUCUCACUCUGAGCCUGUCUUCCUCUGCUCCGGGAAGGACCCGAAGCCUAACCCCGCGUCCUCCUCCUCCUUCGCUGUCCUUGGCCUCAAAGUUCGGGCUCCAGCCGGACAGGCAGGGUCCGCCCAGGGGCCGAGCGCUCCGUGCUCUAGGGACCGGGCAGUGGCAGACGGGAGACAGACCCUUGCACUGAAUGGGUUGGUGCCUCUGUCCGAGUGGGCCUGGGACUGUUUUGCCCCUGGAGUUCCUUUUGGGCUCUCUGGAGGUGCAGAUGUGCUCCCCUUCAUUGGUGGGGCCGGAGACCCCGAACCCACUCCCGAAGCACCAGGUCCGAGCAGACGGCCGCCGCUCUUCCCGGCCCCACCUCCUGGCACCGCCCGCCCCUCCAGGCCUGGAGUGAAGGCGGAGCUCGCCCAUCCCGCGGGCAGUGGCAACUCCUCACGUGGCCACGAGAUGGCGCUCCAAGCCAGGGGCCGGGCAGCGGCCGGAUAG